UGCCUCUCUCUCUAUUCUAUUUCUGGUUUCUCUUCUUUUAAUCCGUAACCUCAGAAGAAAUGAAUCCAAAUCUCCUCCAGAAAGAUCAAACAUGUAAUGAAGCCAUCCAUGGGUCAAGAAUAUUCAGAGAAUCAAACAACUAUGGAUCUACAUCAAGCGCGAAGACCAACUACUCUCUUGCUAGACACCAUCCUCUCAACAAAUCAGUCUCAAUCUUGAAGUCGGUAGAUGAACAUGAGAAACAAAACGGUUUGAAAAGGAGGGGUAAAAGUGGAAUAAAAGCAAAAAUAUGCUCAAGAGGACACUGGAGACCAACAGAAGAUGCUAAACUCAAGGAGCUUGUUGCCCGGUUUGGUCCCCAAAACUGGAACGUGAUUGCUAACCACCUUCUUGGUAGAUCAGGCAAAAGUUGUAGAUUGAGAUGGUUUAACCAGCUAGACCCAAGAAUAAACAAGACUGCCUUCACUGAGGAAGAAGAGUUAAGGCUUUUAGCUACUCACCGAGCCUAUGGAAACAAGUGGGCUUUGAUCUCACGUCUCUUCCCGGGUCGGACAGAUAACGCUGUCAAGAACCAUUGGCACGUCGUCAUGGCUCGAAGGACUAGAGAAUGUCAACGACAACGUCAACAGUCUCCUCAGGCACCGGUCUCUACGAGUACUUUUGUCAAUGAAGAAGAUGAUAACGGUGACGAUGACGAUGGUUCAACUGUCUCUACUUGUACGACGGAGCUCUCUCUCACUCCGCCUUCUUUAACCCACCAGCCUCGCUUCUUCAAUUACGAUAAUACCCUUGCCUCAGGUAAAGAUGGUCAGUGUGUACAGAGAGCAGAAGUAAAUGGCAAAUAUAGUAAAGAGAUGGACCAUCAAAAUCACCACACAAUCUCAGUCAGUGAAAGGACGGUGAAAAUGAAGAUGAAAAGUGGCUUUUACUUCUUUGAUUUUCUUGGAGUUGGAGCUUCUUGAUUAAUAUUGUGAAGAAUUAGGGUUCAUGAUAAGGGUACUAAUUGUUCUAUGAAGAAAAUGGGUUUAAGUUUCUUUUGUUUACCUAGUUAAGUCUGACCAUGUCUGUUUAACGUUUUAAUUUGAGCCUUGGUAGAACCGUAGAAGUUAGCCGGAGUAGGAGUGAAAAAAAGAAAACAAAAAUAAAAUAACUUAAAGUCCGUGUUGAAAAAUAAAAUAACUUAAAG
Messenger RNA from Eruca vesicaria subsp. sativa (arugula), 1186 nucleotides. Lineage: Eukaryota; Viridiplantae; Streptophyta; Magnoliopsida; Brassicales; Brassicaceae. The record is from the annotation of a GenBank genome assembly.